AUGAUUCGCAAUGAAGAUGCAACCACGCCAGUGCAGGAGGCAGCUACACUUGAGGGCGAUGAGAUCAAGAUUGAGGUGGAGGCGAAGCCCCAGCAGAUCGUGCAUGCGAUCGCGGGCGGCCGCACGGACGAUGAGCUCAAGGCGUUCUACCGGGAGGUGCACCGGAAGCUGGCCCAGCACUACCCCGGCACCUGGCUGCUCGUGAAAGAUGAGAAGAACAAGAUGACGAUGAAGAUGGAGAUGAAGAAGGAGGGGCAAGAUGAGGAUGAUCAGAUGAGUGAGGAAGAGGAAGAGAAGGAGCUGGAGAGAGAGGAGGAAGAAAUGGAUAAAGUCGAGGAGAUGUCUAAAGAAGAAGAAGAAGAUGAGGUGGUGGUGAAGGUGGAGCAGCCACCCACACCUCAGCGCCGCAACCCCGACCGACGCAAGCGGCCCAAGCUAGAGAUAAAGACUGAAAACGACGAAGGUGGUGCUGCGGGCCAAGCUGGAGACGAGGCCGACACGCGCGGGAAGAAGUCAGCUGCACCAAUGCAUACGGGGAUUGAGAAGGAGAAGAAGAAGACCAACGUGUGCGGGGGACAGAAGACGGUCCUGGCUAGUCUCAUCAGCACCGUGCUCUCGCAGAACACCACCGACCGCAACUCCUCCGCGGCCUGGGCCAACCUCCAGCGUGCCUACAAGGAGGAUUGGGAGCGCGUGCGCACCGCAAAGCCAUCGCAGCUGGCUGACGUCAUCCGCACAGGCGGCCUCGCACAGCGAAAGGGCGGAAUCAUCCAAGGGCUGCUCAACCAGCUGCACGAGGAGAGGGACGGCGAGCUCUCGCUGGAGCACCUGAGGGACAUGCCCACCGAGGAGGUCAAGCAUGCGCUCACCAAGUACAAGGGCAUCGGCCCCAAGACCGCCUCGUGCGUGCUCAUGUUCAACAUGAAGCGCGCCGACUUCCCCGUCGACACGCACGUUCAUCGCGUCUCGACCCGCCUCGGAUUUGUGCGAGGGACGACCAGGGAGCAGACCUACGAGUUCAUGAAUGCGACGAUGCCAGAUGAGAUCAAGCGCGACAUGCACGUGCUCCUCAUUCGCCACGGCAAGCAGGUGUGCAAGGCCCGCUCGCCCAAGUGCGGCGAAUGCGUGCUGCGCGACGACUGCCGCUACGGUCAGACGCUCAAGAAGGAGCAGGAGAUGGCCGACAACAGCGAAGAUGAUGUCGUAGACAACAAGAAGAAGGGGAAGAAGAGCAAGCGAAGUCGAAAGGAGAAAAGCGGAGCAGGAGCCGCCAAGACGAAAGGGAAGAAGAAAGCCAAGCAAGAGAAAAAGGUAGAUGAUGACGACGAAGACUUCGAAGAGCCGACAAGGAGCCGGCGGGGCAAAAGAGCCAAAGCGAAGGACGACACGGCAGCAGGCGGCACGACCAAGAGGGUGGCCAAGCGGCGAAGGCGAAGCGCACCACCAGCCUCCACCAACAUCGGCGACAUCGAAGACGUGGUUUGA
This is a messenger RNA of Acanthamoeba castellanii str. Neff, 1485 nucleotides long. RefSeq names its product base excision DNA repair protein, HhHGPD subfamily protein. Bases 1 to 1485 code for a protein of 494 amino acids. The record is from RefSeq and is a predicted model, not a curated record. The transcript is spliced from 5 exons. Lineage: Eukaryota; Discosea; Longamoebia; Acanthamoebidae. Gene Ontology annotation, biological process: base-excision repair. Gene Ontology annotation, molecular function: catalytic activity; 4 iron, 4 sulfur cluster binding.